This is a messenger RNA of Ascochyta rabiei, 822 nucleotides long. RefSeq lists its product as uncharacterized. The transcript has a single exon. The coding region runs from base 1 to 822 and encodes 273 amino acids. The record is from RefSeq and is a predicted model, not a curated record. NCBI's taxonomy places the organism in Eukaryota, Fungi, Ascomycota, Dothideomycetes, Pleosporales, Didymellaceae.
AUGCCCAUCUCAGCAGAACACGCACCAAAAGCCGCAUUCUUCCGUGCGACAAGCCUAUGUGCUGUGCGCGGCCUACAACUGACCCGUGUACCAUGGCUAGAUCGGUUGGGGUUCCAGGCAUCGCACCACAUCACUGCAAUGCUGCGACCCUUCACAGCAGGGACCUUCAGUCACGCAGAAACCUACAAUAUGGUGACAAAUGCGCUUUAUCUCGGCAACAGCCCAAGUUACUCCGAUGACCUACGAUUGUUUGUGGUCUUUCCUCGUCUAGAAGCAGAUAUACGAAACAACAGCAGACUCCUAGCCUGUUUCUGGCAAAAAUGCAUGCUGCCAGCCAUCGAUGCUAUACACUCGCCUCAUAGACUAAGCGAACAGAAUUGUGACGGUAUGGACUAUAUCAGCCACGUCCCAAAAGACGAGAUGGAGUUCCUAGAUGAGAGCCUUGCCACUUUUGGUUUACAUACCCCGAACCAACGUCACGAUAGCGCGCAACUCCUUUCUUUGGACCAAGCGUGGGAAGGCAUCGAACAGACUGCAGCGAGCCACGAAGACCUUCAAAGUCUACGAGACACAUUUCUCAUCGUUUCCUGGGAAGCGCCUGCGGUGUCGGUAGGAAUGUGGGAAGCCGCAUCUUUCGAACGAUUCCUGAACCCGGAUUUUAUCGAUCAAAGAUGCGGAAAAGUCGUAUACGAGAAGAUGCGCGAAGAACGGCCGGCUCUGCAGACUCACAUGCGAACGGUAUCGAGAAAGAGAUCGGCAACAUUGACGCAGUUGGAAGAAAAGCCCGAUCCGAAAAGAACACAGAGCAUGGACAUGAAUUAG